Molecule: messenger RNA, 456 nt
Organism: Penicillium soppii
Lineage: Eukaryota; Fungi; Ascomycota; Eurotiomycetes; Eurotiales; Aspergillaceae
Exons: 4
Source: RefSeq, a predicted model, not a curated record
CGGUCGAACUCAGGCUGGACGGUCAUAGGUGGCAAUGACAGCAGCUUCAAUGCCACGAUAGACCAACCCACUUCACCUUCCUUGUGUGACCGGCCAGCCAAGAGACAGUGCCGGGCUUCCCAAGACCCAAAAGAUGAGAACAAGUUGCAAAGCCACCCACAGCAAUCUUCAGAUGCUGCAACCAUCGAGGCUGAGGUUAGCUCCAGUGCGCACACCCGGUUCCCUUACGGCGGAAUUCAUGAAGCUUCUCCACUACAACGGCGCCCUGGCUACACCAGCCCUCAAACUGCUCGACCUGAAUGCUACGUUGUCAAAUCUGCCGAGAAGAUACGACUCGAGAAAGAGCAGCGACAGCUUCAGGAGUCAAAUGAGUGGCUAGCAAGCGACAGCGAGAUCCUUCUACAGCUCUGCGAUAAGCAGGCAUUAAUACUAUGGGAUCAAAAGCGAGCAGCUUAA